AAAACCUCAGCGAAGACGAAGUCUUUUGGGGACUAGAGUCCUCUAUCUAUUUCUAUGUCUCCACCACAUGCAGCAGACAGUGGACAUUUUUGACAUUACGCGAAAUAAGUUGGGUACGACCUUUACAGUUUUGUGGUCUCCCGUGAGUACGUGAAAGGGAAUGUCGAACGGUGCAAGAUCGGUUACUGAGGUGCAUCGGAACGGCAAUAUUAUGGCUCAAGAGAAGCUCCUGGAAGGUUAUGUGGGCUUUGCCAAUCUCCCAAACCAAGUGUACAGAAAGUCCGUCAAGAGAGGCUUCGAGUUCACUCUCAUGGUCGUGGGUGAAUCUGGUUUGGGGAAGUCUACACUGAUCAACUCCCUCUUCCUGACAGACUUGUAUUCACCUGAAUACCCUGGACCCUCCCACAGAAUCAAGAAGACAGUACAGGUGGAGCAGUCUAAGGUGCUGGUAAAGGAAGGAGGAGUUCAGCUGCUUCUCACCAUCGUUGACACGCCAGGGUUCGGGGACGCUGUCGACAACAGUAACUGCUGGCAGCCAGUCAUCGAUCACAUCGACAGUAAGUUUGAGGAUUACCUCAACUCAGAGUCCCGGGUCAACAGACGGCAGAUGCCUGACAACAGAGUGCACUGCUGCCUCUACUUCAUUGCCCCCUCUGGACACGGGUUGAAGCCUCUUGAUAUAGAGUUCAUGAAGCGGUUACAUGAAAAAGUGAACAUCAUCCCCCUCAUCGCCAAAGCGGACACAAUGACUCCUGAGGAGUGCCAACAGUUCAAGAAGCAGAUCAUGCGAGAAAUCACAGAGCACAAAAUCCAGAUCUACGAGUUCCCAGAGACCAACGAUGAGGAGGAGAACAAGAUGGUCAAGAAGAUCAAGGAUCGCUUGCCCCUGGCUGUUGUUGGUAGCAACACCAUCAUCGUGGUCAACGAGAAGCGGGUGAGAGGGAGGCAGUACCCCUGGGGCGUGGCGGAAGUGGAGAAUGGAGAGCACUGUGACUUCACCAUCCUGAGGAACAUGCUCAUCAGAACCCACAUGCAGGACCUGAAGGAUGUGACUAACAACGUCCACUAUGAGAACUACCGCAGCAGGAAGCUAGCAGCCGUCACAUACAACGGAGUGGACAACAACAAGAACAAGGGACCAAUGACCAAAUUUGACACAAGUGAAGGCAUGAGUCCCCUGGCCCAGAUGGAGGAGGAGCGGAGGGAGCACGUGACCAAGAUGGAGAAGAUGGAGAUGGAAAUGGAGCAGGUGUUUGAGAUGAAGGUCAAGGAGAAGAUCCAGAAGCUCAAAGACUCUGAGCUAGAGCUCCAGCGGCGCCAUGAGCAGAUGAAGAAGAACCUGGAGGCCCAGCACAAGGAGCUGGAGGAGAAGAGACGCCAGCUGGAGGACGAGAAGCACAACUGGGAGGCACAGCAGAGGGUGCUGGAGCAACAGAAACUAGACGCAUCCAGAACCCUGGAAAAGAACAAAAAGAAGAAGAUAUUUUAAAAGUAUUUCAGCAAGACCACCGUGUGACAAUGUACUAGUUGCCAAUUUACCAACCUGGACUGUCAUUUUGUCUGUCGACCAACAACCUGUUACUGUGUGUAUGCAUGGAGGAGCAGUGUGGUAUGUCUGGGGGAAGUGGGUUCUACCUGGGGUCCUACAUUAGACCCACUGUCACAGACAUGCUCAGUCCUGGAACGUGUCUCCUUUCUGUUCUCUCGCUCUCCUCCCCAAAGACCUUUCUUAUUCUCUCUGAAAUGGGCAUGUUCGACUGUUGUACAAUCAUGUUUUUUGGUUCGCAGUUCUCAAGCACACGCAGUCGCACACAACAAAACACACAGGUAUGAGCUAUUUCAUGAUUUCAGAGACGAUUCCCUUUUCUUUUUGAAACCCAGAAUGCCACAAGACUUGCUUUCUUAUCCUCUUUCUAGUUAGAUGACCUUGGAGACUGACUGCACUGCUUUCCUCUUUCUAGUUAGAUGACCUUGGAGACUGACUGCACUGCUUUCCUCUUUCUAGUUAGAUGACCUUGGAGACUGACUGCACUGCUUAUCCUCUUUCUAGUUAGAUGACCUUGGAGACUGACUGCACUGCUAUCCUCUUUCUAGUUAGAUGACCUUGGAGACUGACUGCACUGCUUAUCCUCUUUCUAGUUAGAUGACCUUGGAGACUGACUGCACUGCUUAUCCUCUUUCUAGUUAGAUGACCUUGGAGACUGACUGCACUGCUUUCCUCUUUCUAGUUAGAUGACCUUGGAGACUGACUGCACUGCUUUCCUCUUUCUAGUUAGAUGACCUUGGAGACUGACUGCACUGCUUAUCCUCUUUCUAGUUAGAUGACCUUGGAGACUGACUGCACUGCUUAUCCUCUUUCUAGUUAGAUGACCUUGGAGACUGACUGCACUGCUUAUCCUCUUUCUAGUUAGAUGACCUUGGAGACUGACUGCACUGCUUAUCCUCUUUCUAGUUAGAUGACCUUGGAGACACAACUUUGUUGUAGUGUUCUAUUUAACACCAAAUGACCAAACUGCGGAGUAGGAAGCUACACACCAAGCUACACACCUCAGGCGUUUUUCUUUUUAUAACAAUUUUUGUUUUUUAGUUAUUUAGUUAUCGUUGUUAUUUUUUGGCCCUCAUCCAAAAAUGUUAUCCUCUUCCAAUUCUUGUCAUUUAAAUCAUCUAGCCAUGGACCGCUGUGUAUAACUUCAGUCAUAUUAGAACCUUUCAUUGCUGGUUAUUUUGUCCUUUUUUUCCUCUCUAUUAUAUUGGCCCUGCUACAGUAAUCGUUACAUUUUUAAUUUUGUGUUUGUAGGCAUUUCUCCAUUCUGGUCUUUGAGGUUUACUGUGCAUACUGAAUUUCACUCCAGCUGCUACACAGUAGGCCCCCUUGACCAGGCCUGGGAAACCCUGUUUUAGAAGACGGUGGGGGAGGAAAGUUUGGUUGUUAACUCAACCCGUUAACAUAACCCUGAUGUAGUUUACUUACAAUGACCAAUGACUGUAAACAGGUCUGUAUUGACUGUAAUAAACAACGAUGGGGUUCCCUUCCCUUACAUCACAUUUAACUCUG
Molecule: messenger RNA, 3055 nt
Organism: Oncorhynchus tshawytscha (Chinook salmon)
Lineage: Eukaryota; Metazoa; Chordata; Actinopteri; Salmoniformes; Salmonidae
Product: septin-7
Exons: 15
Coding region: 161-1489 (442 amino acids)
Biological process (GO): cytoskeleton-dependent cytokinesis; cilium assembly
Cellular component (GO): cell division site; microtubule cytoskeleton; septin ring
Molecular function (GO): GTPase activity; molecular adaptor activity; GTP binding
Source: RefSeq, a predicted model, not a curated record